Messenger RNA from Ictidomys tridecemlineatus (thirteen-lined ground squirrel), 2053 nucleotides. Its product is annotated as olfactory receptor 4F4. The record is from RefSeq and is a predicted model, not a curated record. Gene Ontology annotation, biological process: G protein-coupled receptor signaling pathway. Lineage: Eukaryota; Metazoa; Chordata; Mammalia; Rodentia; Sciuridae. Gene Ontology annotation, molecular function: olfactory receptor activity; G protein-coupled receptor activity. Gene Ontology annotation, cellular component: membrane.
CUUUGGUGAAGAACAAUCAAGAGGGUGGUGGAAGUGCCACAAUACUGGUAGCAACAGUAAAAAUAGCUGAGCAAAUGGGAAUAUAAUGGCUGAGGGAAAUCACUUCCACGGAUACUGUCUCCACACAACAAUGGGUGUCAACUCCAGUGUGUUGUGGAAGAGCACACUGAAAGAAAAUGUGACCUUACAGAACGCCCAUGGAUAUUUCAGAAGACACGUUGAAUAAAAUGGAUGGAGGAAAUCAAUCCAUAGUGUCAGAAUUUUUGCUUCUGGGACUUUGUCAUUCAUGGGAUAUUCAGGUCUUGCUCUUCAUGAUAUUUUUUAUGAUUUACCUGAUGACUGUAUUUGGAAAUAUUUUUAUCAUACUACUAAUCAUCAAGGAUACCCAUCUUCAUACCCCCAUGUACUUCUUGUUAGCCAACCUAUCCUUUAUUGACAUGUGGCUUUCCUCCAUCACCACUCCUAAGAUGAUCAUAGGAUUUCUCAGGGAGAACCAGAGCAUUUCCUUUGGAGGCUGCAUGUGCCAGGUUCUCUUUGUCCAUUUUAUUGGAUCAAGUGAGAUGAUAAUACUGGUGGCCAUGGCCUAUGACCGCUACGUGGCCAUGUGCAAACCCCUCCACUAUACCACCAUUAUGAAUCUGCAAAAGUGCAUGAGGCUGGUAGUGAUUGCCUGGAUUGCUGGCUUUGUGCAUGGCAUGAGUCAACUGGUUGUAAUUGCACAGCUGCCUUUCUGUGGCCCCAGAGAAAUAGACAGCUUCUUCUGUGACAUACCACUGGUAAUCAAGCUGGCUUGCAUGGAUUCCUCUAAUAUAGACACUUUAAUAAACAUUGACUGUGGGUUUGUGGCUGUAACCUCCUUUAUUCUAUUGUUGAUAUCCUACACACAUAUUCUUGUCACUGUUCGCCAAAGCUCUAAGUCUGGUACAUCCAAGGCUCUUUCUACAUGCACUACCCACAUCACAGUGGUGGUGCUCUUCUUUGGGCCUUGCAUCUUCAUCUAUGUGUGGCCAGUCAGCACCACAUGGUUGGACAAAUUUCUUGCUGUGUUUUACACUGCUAUAACACCUCUUUUAAAUCCUGCCAUAUACUCAUUGAGAAAUAAAGAAAUUAAAGAUGCUAUGAAGAGAUUCAAAAGCUAUUGCAUGAAUUCCAAGGCUAAUAUUUAAUGCCCAGAAGCAAGUGAGUGCUUCAAAUUGACAAUAUAUUGAUCUUAUAAAACAGGUUGAAAAUUAUGACAUGUUCAAUCAUGUCUACAGAUUAUUACUGUCCUCAGGUAUAAGAAAAAGGAUUUUAUAAAUAAGGACAUAUCAACAUUCCCCAGGAAAGCAGUGUGAUUUUUUUUCUAAAACUCAAAAACUGUUAAUUCUUCUUUGUGGGGAAAUUACUUGAUUAGUUUUCCUAUGCUUUCCACUACAUUAAAGAAACUGAUGCAAUACAGUCAACACCACCAUAGAUCCAAUCUGAUGGACUGCAUCUUCGUAAUUUUUUUUGAAUUAUUUUUAACCACACUAGAAAAAAAAACAUGCUCAUGAAUCACUUACUCUUCCUCUGCAAAUUUCACUUAUCUUUUCACAAAAUGCAAAAAAAAAAUUAUUAUUUUUUCCUUAACAGAGAUUCUUAUCCAAAUAUAAAGGGGGGGAAAUUGAAAGAGAAUGAAAUAAAAGUGGUAAAACACUUAGGGAAAAUGGCAGAGGUUAUGACACAUUUGGUUUUAAUUAAUUCAAUAAAAAUAAUUCAAUCAGUAAUAAUGAUAUUUGCUAUAGUUAUUAACCUAAAAGAAUAAUAUUUUUACUUUCAAGUAUUAAUCAGUUUUGUAAACAUCCCAAAAUGUAAUCUACCUGAAGCAGGGACAUGGCUUACCUAGUUAUUCUUAAAACUAUAGUACAUAGUGCACUGCAAUGGCACUUAGCAACCAAAAUACAUUAAUAAAUCAAAUAGAUACCAAUAUUUUCACUCAUAUGCUUAUAAAAUUUCUUUCUCAAUGUGUAUAGCAAUAAGCUCUUUUGACAUUUCAAAGAAUUUCCUAAUGAUUGCAGGUUAUAAAUAAUAUUUC